This is a messenger RNA of Syngnathoides biaculeatus (alligator pipefish), 5370 nucleotides long. RefSeq names its product sperm flagellar 2 (gene spef2). The record is from RefSeq and is a predicted model, not a curated record. Gene Ontology annotation, biological process: sperm axoneme assembly. The transcript has 37 exons. Lineage: Eukaryota; Metazoa; Chordata; Actinopteri; Syngnathiformes; Syngnathidae. Gene Ontology annotation, molecular function: protein binding. The coding region runs from base 345 to 5288 and encodes 1647 amino acids. Gene Ontology annotation, cellular component: manchette; sperm midpiece.
CGCCCCCUCCCUCGAGAGCCGUCAGCUGUUUUUGCUAGCCAACGGGGCGACAACCUCCGUUUCCCUCCGCUUGUGCUUUUCUUGUUUUACCCUCUUCCAGCAGUAGUCUUAGUUAUCAUGGAUUUAUACUUAGAAGGGUACGUGACGAAUCUGUCAAUCAGUAGAUGAAAGUAGCAAACCUGCUGGCAACAUGACGUAGCCCUUAGCCGGUUACCAUGGUAAUAGCACUAUUCGCGUCUGUUUACGUCGUGUCGACCGACACUCGAUGACGCAUCGAUUCUGUUGCUGCGUGGGGUCUCCUCCCAACAAGUCCCAGAAACUUGACAAAUGUUCAAAAAGAGAACAUGUCGGACAUAUUGUGCAAGUGGCUCAACGAGGAGCUUCGGCUGUCAAAAGUCGUCGAACCGAAGACGUUUGCCAAGGACUUCUCCAAUGGGUACCUCAUUGGAGAGGUUUUACAAAAAUACCAAAUUCUGAACGAUGUCAGUGUCCUCAUGAAGACAGACACGUCCACGUCCAAACUGAACAAUUUCACUCGCCUGGAGCCGACUCUCCACCGGCUGGGCAUCUCCUUCGACCUGUCCGCGGCUCAGGGCUUAAUGCAGGAGAAGGCCGGCGCCGCGACGCAUCUCCUCUAUCAGCUCUACGUCUCACUCGAAAAGCAGAAGAAGAAGAAAUCUGAAAUCCUGCAACCUGACACCCGACGUAAAAAAGGCCACGAAACCUUCUCCGAUCGUCUACACCUCGUGGUGAAGAAACGCGAUGCAGAUUUAAAGUUGCAGAAAGUGGAUCAAGACUUAGAGAAGCGACGCCUUCAGUUUGACAAGGCAGCCCAGAAGCAGAGUCAGCUGAAAGAGCAGGACGACAAGCCAGCCACCCGCAUGAGGAAGUUUGCUCGCCCAAAGUGCGCCGACGUCGCGUCAAGUCAAAACCAGUCCGCCGACGUCCCGGGUCCAAAGCCGCCUCCCUACUCUUCGCUGGUCAACAUGAGGAGGCAGAAGCAUCAGCAGCGCAAAGAUCUGCAAGCAGAGAUGGUCCAGGCUGAAAUUGCAGAGUUUGAGAUCAACAGGAAGAAGCUCACCACCUCGGGCUUGGCUUCCUCUUCAGGUGGUCUGGAUGUUCAACUCGGGGGUAGCACUCAGUGCAGCGGAGUUGAAAACGAGCUGACGCUGCAGUCCAGCAGCGCGUAUAUUCAGGAGAUCCGCCAGAGGUUGCAGGAGAAUGUCGCCGCUUCCGAGCAGCGAGAAAAGAGACGCAUAAGGUGCCUGGUCGAGCAGCUCAAGGCCCACGUGGCUCAAGAGGAGAGAUGGCGAGAAGAGCAGCUGGUCAGGUGUCUGACGGGCCAGACUCAGCAAGAGAAGCGUUUGGCCGUGCAGCUGCUCCAGAUGCGCAAGCAGAAGGAUGCCUUCCGGCAGAACCGCUUGCUGAUUGAACAGCAGUUUCAGCAGCAGAGAGAGAAGGAGUUCCGCGAAGCUCUCGAAAGGGAAGCGGCCUUGACCCGACAGGCUCACUUGGACCGGGCAGAGGAGAUCCAAUUAGAGUUGGAAUUCUGUCAAAAGAUGGCUGCCGAGUGCGCUCGGAACAGAUCCAAGAAGCACUUUAAGAACUGUAAGGAGAUUUUGGAGCAAAUUGUGGAUUUGGCCACCAAGGUUGGAGAAUAUCGCCUGCUCACAGCAAAUCUUAUUCCAGCGAAGCUGAUGCGUGAAUGGAAGGAACUGCUGUUAAACGGUCUCCCUCUCUACGAGCAGCAGAGGCUCACGUCACCCGAUCCGGUAGAGCUCCAGAAACAGGAGCUACUCAACAUCCAGGAUUACGACGAAUAUGUCAACAUGGCGGGAGAAUGGACGUGGACAGAGGAAUCUGGGGAGACCAGUUUGCCUGUUGUGCCCAGCCACAACAUGAUUCUCAGACACGUGUUGUUGAGGAUGAGGAGCAUGAUCCCGCCACCGAGCCCGUCAUCAAUUCCUGGCUACAGGCUGAAGGCGUGUGUCCUGGGCAAGUUCUGCUCUGGCAAGACCACUUGCUUGAAGAAGAUUGCUCAAGAGCUCAAAAUAUGUAUCCUAUCAGCGGACAAGUUGGUGGAGGAGGCACUGAAUGCUUACCAAAGACGAGAGGUGGUCACACAAGAAAAUGAAGAAAACGAGAGUGAACUGGCCACCGUUCUUAAUACCGAUCUGCAUGACAAAGAUGAAACAUCGUGCGUGAAUUUGUCAAUCCGCGCAAUGCUGGGAAGGGCUGCUGCAGAAGAGCUGAGCAAAGGCAAGCUCAUCCCCGAUGAACUCUUGGUGGACAUCGUGGUCGAGGCCAUCAGCCAGAUUCCACUGGAAGCAGGCUGGAUCCUGGAUGGCUUUCCAGUCAACGUAGACCAGGCCCAUCUACUGGAGACAGCAAUUGCCUCCCUUGACACGGGUUAUGAAGUGGUGGGCAGAAAGAUAGACCUCGUCCUCAAUCCAAAUCCUCCGCCUCCUCCGCCCUCACCGCCUGCACUGGACUUGGCUGUACUGCUGGAUAUUCCUGAUCAGUGCGUCGCCAAGCGGGCGAUCAAUCAUGCGGAUGGCAGCACCAAAAGCACAGCUGCCACAGGCUCUCCAAACAUAAACAGCAAAUUGUUUGUGGCACAGAUUCCACACAGGAUCGCAUCCUUUCAGGAUACCUGGAUCAAACUUGAGGAAUGGUUUGGGAACGCUGGCAGAAAAAGUAUUUUGACUCGUGUGAAUGCGGAUGUAACGAAGGACGAGCUUUACACCACCAUGAAAAAUAUCUUGCAGAAGGCCAUAGUACAAAAACAGGAAGCUCCUAGGGCACUAUUUGUCGAGGAGGUGCUGUUGGACAACCCAGUGCGUGCGGUCUCACCCCCUCCUGCUGUGACUUCCACCCAAACACCCGCUGUCACAAACGAAGACGACAAACAUGAAGAAUUGCAAUUGAACUUUACGGAGGAACGAUCCAACCCGGCCACCCCGACAGAUCUAGAAAAUAAGCCAUCAGAUGAAUCCGUGCCUGAUGAGGACUCGCAAGAAGUCCCACCUAAACCCUCCUCGCCCUGCCCGGGAUCUUCCGGCUGGGUCUAUGUAGACGAGCCGCUGUCAACGGAAAAAGCAGAAUAUCUGUGCCAGCAGUGGGAGUCAAUUUGUGAUUCUUAUGUGAGCAGCGUAAAGGCUGUGAUGCAGGAGCUCCGCUUAGAACGGACUGUUAUUGACCAUCACUUGUAUGACAUCAGGGAGGAGUUCAAGCAAUACCUGGAGCGACCAGACCUGAAGCAGGAAUUAGUGUCUCAGUGGCAGAAGGAUUACAACAGCAUACCCGACGACCUGAGAAAAAACGAGGAGACGAAAGCCGAGUUGAAUCAUCGCCUGGAUGACCUGCGGGAGCAUUUGUGGGACAUUGUCGACACGCACAAGGAGGAUGACGAGACACAACGGGCGGUGAUCAUACGUGAGAAAUGGUUGGAGGAGCACACAAUUAUCCUCGUCAACCAUCAUUUGAGACUCAUACAGGUGGAAAUGAGCCGUUUUCAGAACACGCGCAAUAUUUUGCGGGACUACUAUCUGAAUGCGGGUCAAGAGGAACACUUGGACUCCAUUCCCCUUCUUGACAUUGCAGAUAUAGGGCCUGCAAAGAUACUUAGCGAGAUCUUGAUCGCCAAACACGACGACGCCCUCGCAGUCAUAAGUAAACUGGUGUCGACAGAACCUCAACAGGUGGAGAUCAAGACACAGGACGUAGAGCGAAUCCAAGAGAAGGAGAGGAUCCUCGAGAAGGAACGAGCCCAGGAGAAAGAGAAGGAAAAGGAGAAAGAGAAGGAAAAGGAGAAAGAGAAGGAGAAUGCAAACAAAAAGAAUAAAGACAAAGAUAAAAAACAAAAAGGUUCUCCAUCUCCCCCACCUGCAUCGAGCCCGCCACCACCUGUGGAGACGGUGGAGAAGACCCCCGUAGCCGUUAAAAAUGUCAAGCAGAAAGUAAUCGUUCGAGAACACACAGCUGCGUUGAAGCAUGAAGAGAGUGCAUCAAAGUUACGAAUUGAUUUGGUGAAAGGCCACGGACUGGUGUUGCUCAACUCUCUGCAAAGCAGAGCAGAACAGAUCUUUAGCGACAUGAGAGACCGCUUGGAAGCACAUUAUGUUGCACAAAUGAACAGUAUUGACCAACUUGCGGAGGUGGUGCGCCACUUCAUAGAGACUGGUGGUAAACUUCAGAAUGAGUUGGUACUGGAAAGCAUUGAGUUCUAUUUCAAUGGAGAUACACAGUUGGUUGCAAGUCCACCUACCCAAGUGAGUCCACCUGCGUCGGAGAGAGCGACAUCUUCAAUGCUGACCAUCCUUCAGCUGGACUCGCUGUACCACUGUCUUUGCAAUGAGGCCCCAACAGGUGUUAUGUCCAGUUCUGAGUUCUUCCAUCUGAUUAGAGACAUCCUCCCUUUCAACACUCUUCCCGAACCUUGGGAGAACAUGACUGAAGCACAGUUGAACGAGAUCACUUCUCUUCUCACCGAUGGAUACAAACAGAUCGACUGGCGUCGAUUCUUGCUCAGUGCUGCCAUCCCUUGGCCGUUUCCCUCCUUACGACAACUGCUGCUCGUGCGCAAGCAUUUCAAGGCAGCAGACACUGACGACACCGGCUAUAUAAGUGAGGAGCAAUACAUGCAGACGGAGUUAUGGUUUUCCAGUGAGCGUGAGCAGUCCAUAAGCAACGACUCCUUUGAGCCUCUUAAUAAUCGUCGGGCAAACCUUCGCAAGUUCUUUUUCCAGCUGUUCUCCGAUCACUCGACUCGACCGCCUCAGCUGGACUACAUGACCAUGCUGCUGUGCUUCGCCUCCGAUCCUGAUCCCAAGCAGGGCUUCAUUAAAGCACUGAGUGUAAUGACGGGACAUUAUCUGCAGUACCCUGCUUCGAGCCCUCUUGACACGACCGAUACCAGCUUCGUGGAGACCACGGCGCUCGCCCUCUCGGGGCCGGAAGAGGAAUACGCGGCGAGCAGCUCGUUCGCAGCGCAGACCGUGUCCAUCCCGGCUCUGCUUUGCGUUGUGGGCCCCGAAGUGGGCAAGAUGAAAGGUGGCGUCCAUCCUCCUCCAGGCUGCUUGACCCAGGAGGAGAAUAUCGAGCAUUUGAUGCAGAUAUUCGCAGAGCUGGGCUACACGCCAGAAGAUGCUGUUCCUUUCUCGGUCCUCUCCGGGCAUCCUUCGUUUCAUAACCUGAUCGAGGUCACUGACCAGCACCUAUUUGUUAACAUUCAUAAUGUGCUCCAGGCCCAUCAGCCACGAGAGGAGCCUCAACAGUGUCGUACCUGAGGACGCGUUCGUACGACAUCUACUUUGCCUUUUCUGUCUACAAAUACCGUAACGGGAGAAUAAAAGGGAUUUAAAAACACAA